Molecule: messenger RNA, 1872 nt
Organism: Cicer arietinum (chickpea)
Lineage: Eukaryota; Viridiplantae; Streptophyta; Magnoliopsida; Fabales; Fabaceae
Product: DEAD-box ATP-dependent RNA helicase 15
Molecular function (GO): RNA helicase activity; nucleic acid binding; ATP binding
Source: RefSeq, a predicted model, not a curated record
UUGCUAUUGCCAUCGGUUAUUAUACUCUCAUUUUCACUUCACGGCGAGGUUCACUUCUCUCAGUUUCAUUUCCCCCAAAUUAUUUUUCAGCUAACAAAUUUCCUUUGCAGACUUAUCGGAACCCUAACCCUAAAUUCCCUUCACCUCCCAACCUUUCUCCGAAUCCUUCUUCUCGCAGAUAAUGGGUGAAACAAAGGACGAAGCAUACGAGGAAGAGCUUCUCGACUACGAAGAGGAGGACGACAAGGCUCCUGAUUCUGCUGGAACUAAAGUUAAUGGUGAAUCUGGAAAAAAGGGCUACGUUGGGAUCCACAGUUCAGGAUUUAGAGACUUUCUUCUAAAGCCAGAGCUUCUUCGGGCGAUUGUCGACUCUGGUUUUGAGCAUCCUUCUGAAGUGCAACAUGAGUGCAUACCUCAAGCAAUCCUUGGAAUGGAUGUGAUCUGCCAAGCAAAAUCUGGAAUGGGAAAAACUGCUGUUUUUGUUCUUUCAACUUUGCAGCAGAUUGAUCCUGUUCCAGGCCAAGUUUCUGCUCUUGUUCUGUGUCAUACAAGGGAAUUAGCAUACCAGAUAUGCCAUGAGUUUGAGAGGUUCAGCACCUACUUGUCUGAUCUCAAGGUUGCUGUCUUUUAUGGUGGUGUCAAUAUUAAAGUUCACAAGGAUCUGUUGAAAAAUGAAUGCCCUCAUAUUGUUGUUGGUACACCUGGAAGAAUACUAGCAUUGGCCAGGGACAAGGACCUUUCUUUGAAGAAUGUUAGGCAUUUCAUUUUGGAUGAAUGUGAUAAGAUGCUGGAAUCACUGGACAUGAGGAAAGACGUGCAAGAUAUUUUCAAAAUGACUCCCCAUGACAAACAAGUUAUGAUGUUUUCUGCAACCCUCAGCAAGGAAAUUCGCCCAGUCUGCAAAAAAUUUAUGCAAGAUCCAAUGGAAAUUUAUGUUGAUGAUGAAGCCAAAUUGACCCUUCAUGGUCUCGUUCAGCACUACAUCAAAUUGAAAGAGGAGGAGAAGAACCGGAAGUUGAAUGAUCUUCUUGAUGCAUUGGACUUCAAUCAAGUUGUGAUCUUUGUGAAAAGUGUUAGUAGAGCAGCUGAGCUGGAUAAACUACUUGUGGAGUGCAACUUUCCAUCUAUAUGCAUUCAUUCUGGAAUGUCCCAGGAAGAAAGGCUGAAGCGUUAUAAAGGGUUCAAGGAGGGGCAUACAAGGAUUCUUGUCGCAACAGAUUUGGUUGGCAGGGGAAUAGACAUUGAACGUGUGAAUAUAGUAAUAAACUAUGACAUGCCUGACGGUGCAGACACAUACUUGCACAGGGUUGGCCGAGCUGGAAGGUUUGGCACCAAAGGCCUUGCAAUUACGUUUGUUUCAUGUUCAAGUGAUGUGGAUGUUCUCAACAAUGUUCAGUCCCGUUUUGAGGUGGAUAUAAAACAGCUUCCCGAGCAGAUUGAUACAUCAACCUACAUGCCAUCAUAAAAGCAUGUGGUAAUGCUUUGAACCAAUUGUGGAUGUUUUUGCUGAUAAAUUGUAUCUCACCUUCAAGUCAAAAGGGCUCCUAGAACUUGGCGAUUCACCUCUCCAGUUGUUGUACUUCUAUAGACCCGCAAGGCUGGGUUAUCUUUGGAGACAGUAUCGGUAUUUGGAUUUUGCUGAAUAUGACUGCUUACAAAUUAAUGGAUUAAUUUACUGUAUUAUUUAGUAUUUAGGAUUUUGCUCCUAAAGACUUGGUGUUGUUUUCAUGAACUUUGGUUUUAAUGUUUCAAUUCAUUAGAUUGGGAAGUUACUAGAAGUUUAUGCUACUAAUGCUUUUUCACUUUAAAUUGAAACUCACAUAAACCAUUUUUAGAGAAGAGAUGAAUUGCGAGUUUGAAUGUGACCAUGGA